AUGUCUCUUGUUUAUAAUGAAGUAUCUAGACUUAAUUUGCACAGUGAAGAUAAAACAGCGCUCCGUAUCAUUUUUACUAAUAAUCCAAAAAUAAAAGAAGAGGUAAACAUGGUUCUUAUGUCAAUUGAAAAUGAUAAUGAAAAGAUAAGUUAUUUGAAAUUAACUAUCAAGCGCAAGAAAGUCCGUCCAUGGAAUGAAACUGAAGAAGAUCUAGGAAAGUUUUGGAGUUUUUUAGUGAAUGCUAAAAUUGAUAAUAAUUUCCUUCAGCUACCAGAAGGCGUCUACUUCUUGGGUGAGAAAGAGCAAGGCGCUAUUUUAUAUAUCCGUGAAUGUUACCUCCACUUAGUUGAUAUUAUCUUUAAUGGGAAAAUACGUCGUUGUCGUAUUACUGGUAAUCCCGGAAUUGGCAAAACUUUUUUCGGCUUUUACCUACUUUAUUUUCUUUCAAAACAAAAUAAAACCAUUGUAUACCACAAAGCUUGUCAAUAUCCAAUUCUCUUUAACAAGCAAUAUACCUUCCGUAGUGAUAAUAUCUCUGACUUUAAAGAGUACUUGGAUGAUACAGAUGUCUGGUAUAUUGUAGAUGGCCAACCACCACUCCAAGUUCGUGCUAAGACGAUCCUUUUCUGCUCUCCUCAAAAACGACAUUACAAGGAAUUUGAUAAGAUGGUUGGAACAACGAUACGCUUUAUGCCAGUAUGGUCAUGGAACGAGGUCAAUGAAUGCAGAAUCGGUAUGUUCGAUCAUCUCGAAGUAGCGAAGGUUGAAGAUUUGUACUCACGUUGGGGAGGGAUUCCUCGAUUCGUCUUAGAAAAAGCUCUAGAUUCUUCACAGCAAAAUCAUCUCGAAAAUGCAAUUAGCAAGUGUAAUGCUAGAUUAUUAGAAUUUGUUGGGGAAAUUGACCAUGCCGACGACGUCAGUCACAGAAUCAUUCACAUUCACACGAAUGUGGCCGGUGAAGAGGGAGAAGAGGAUGAGGAAGCACCCUAUAUUAAAAAAUUUAUACUAUUUGCAUCUGAAUGGGUGGCUGAAAAAGUUAUGGACAAACUUGAAAGAAAUUAUUGUCAACAGUUAAGGAAUUUUGUGACUGCAAGCUUGUCGGGAAAUGAAUACAAUACGCUUCGGGGCGUCAUAUUCGAACAAAUUGCACAUCGAAUUUUACAACGGGGAGGGACAUUUGAUAUUCGUUCUUUAGAAUCUGACUUUACAAGUACGAUUGAAAUUCCAGAACGGAUUAAGUUAUUAUUUAAUGACAUUAAUAAGAUUGAGGAGGGCAAGUACUGUCAACCGAUUCAAAAGAAUUUUUCAUCCAUUGAUGCAGUAGUUGCACCCCAUACACUCUUUCAUAUGACCAUAAGCAAGAAUCAUCCUAUUAAUGUGAGUGGCAUGAAAAAGCUCGUUGAAAAGUUGGGUGGAAAGUCGGAAACAAAUCCUAUAUAUUUUUAUUUUGUCUUACCGAAAGAUUUAUACGAUAAUUACCAAGCACAGCCUUUUUAUACCAACGACAAAACUGUUGCUAAGAGAAUACCAUGUUGGAUCACUAAUCGUGUUAAGCAAUACGCAUUGAAAAUUGACUUGAGUUCCUGGUGA
Dentiscutata heterogama is the source of this 1590-nucleotide messenger RNA. The record is from the annotation of a GenBank genome assembly. Lineage: Eukaryota; Fungi; Glomeromycota; Glomeromycetes; Diversisporales; Gigasporaceae.